AUGGCGGUGUCCAAUCCCCCAGCAAGCCCCAGACUGUCGGCUCAUAUAUCACUCGUCGCGUUCGCUCUGAUACUGUUCGCCCGGCCAUCUCAUGCCACCUACAACUACUUUUCGUUCGAGUACAACAUCACCGACAUCUCACCCUUGCUGAAAUGGGGUAUCCCAAACGUCCACCCAGCAUGGACCACCAACUUCAGCAACCAGUCCACCAGCUCGGCAGCCCCCUUCGCCCUGUGGACUUCGCCGUCUAAAUACAGCGGUCCGGUGGGCUGGGGAGACUCGUAUCACACUGUGCAGCCCCCCCAAAACCUGACCGCAGAACCGCCGCGCCUCGAGUUGCGCACUGAGGCGACUGGGAUACGGAUCCUCGGUUCACGAACACCAAGCACACAGGGGACAGCUCAGGAGAUCAAGUUCAGCGUCGACAAGGAGGCUUUCGACAAUAUUACGGCUGAUAGCUUGGCAGCGCCACAGACAGAAACACUGCUGUCUGUGGACGGGAGGUCAUGGGGGAUGCACAACUUCAUCAUGAAACCUGUGGACCCGGCACGAACGUAUUCUGUACACGGUGUGACGAUCAGGACCCAGUUACUGUCAAACGCAUCAACCUGGGACCAAGUUCCUGUGUCGUAUGAGGAUUUCGUGUUGAACGGAGCCCCCAAUCCCCGCUUCAUCGUCUCAGAUAGCGAGUCAUCACGGUGGCGUCCGGAGAACCGACGCACAGCAGUGAAUGAUGGCCCGAGCGUCGUGACGGAACUCGUUGCAGGCAACUCGUCAACAAUAACAGUCCCCAUUCCACGAGGUACCACCUUCGUCUUCAUCAAUGGGACAUUAGGACCCGACCGCGGGCAAGCACUGGUCAAGUGGAACCCUCCGCCGCCCUUCUUCCCCUCGGAAGGAUGGUACUUUUCUGCCACCUGUGCAUGGAGUGCACCGGCCAUGCUGUACGCCAAGUACCUUGACCCGGACAAGGAGUACAACCUCACCAUCCAGACGCUGAGCAGUGAACUGCACAACAUCACCGCCAUCGGCCUACACAUGCUGGCGUACUAUUCCGCGUCGGCGAACGAGAAUAGUACAUCCCAAGAAGCCACCCCCGGUACGGAGACAGCUACGACGAGUGGGCGUGGCAAGAUCAUCGGCGGCAUCGUCGGUGGUGUGUUGGGCGCCCUCAGCCUCGCUGCCAUCUUUGCGUUCUUUUGGCUCCGGCGCCGCGCUCGCGCCAAGGCCCGAGCAACAGUCCAGGACCCCAAUUACCGCUCGCCGCACAUACAGGAAGUGGACGGCGCCUCGAUCCACUCGACCUCGUCGUCCCAGUACUGUGGCGCCCUCCCGCCCUCGUACAACCCACUGUGGUCCACCCGCGUCCGCUCGAACGUGUCUGGAGUUUUAUCGUCAGGCGAUCAGCUCUUCGCACCUCUCAGUCCGGGACUUGACGAGCCAAGUAGUGGAUUCGUUAAGCUUCCCCACACCCACACUACACCAGACAAGGCGACGACGGUGGAACCGGUCACACCGUUGGCCGACUACAAGCACCCGUAUGUGUUGGGGGCGUUUCAGCGACUCGGUGCCGCGCAGCCAGACCAAGCUGAGGCUCCUCUCGACCCUAACGACUCCCCACCUCCUCCUCUCGACCGUAACAGCUCCCCACCACCUGCCCCAGCACAAGGUGCCCCACUGUCGCCGACGUCACCUCGGUCCCGGCGGCCGCUCCCGACACGACCCACCGCACCAAGCGACUGA
Messenger RNA from Cutaneotrichosporon cavernicola, 1743 nucleotides. RefSeq lists its product as uncharacterized. Bases 1 to 1743 code for a protein of 580 amino acids. The transcript is spliced from 5 exons. NCBI's taxonomy places the organism in Eukaryota, Fungi, Basidiomycota, Tremellomycetes, Trichosporonales, Trichosporonaceae. The record is from RefSeq and is a predicted model, not a curated record.